UGGUUGCGCAUGUCCAAAAGAAAAACAGUGAAUAAACUUCAAUUUAGUUGCACUUGGAAUUUUGACGAAAUAUUGUAUAUUUUAAGAAAAUCUGUUAAAAAUGGCAUUGAAAGUGCAAGUUGAGCAAAAAAUUAUGAACGAAAUUAUUCGUUUCAAUGGGAAUGUUCCAGCCAAAUCUGGUUCCAAGCGAUGGCGUAUUUUGGUCGUCGAUAAGUUGGCAAUGCGUAUGAUAUCAGCUUGCUGUAAAAUGCACGAUAUUACAGCUGAAGGAAUACCAUUGGUUGAAGAUUUGCAUAAAAAAAGAGAACCAUUGACAUCCAUGGAAGCUAUUUACUUGAUGACGCCAACGGAAGAGUCAGUGCGUAUUUUAUUGAGUGAUUUUGAGAGUCCAAAUCGUUCCAUGUACAAAGCUGCCCAUGUCUUCUUUUCUGCAGUUUGUCCCGAGGAGUUAUUUAAUGAAAUAUGUAAAUCAACUGCCAAUACCACUAAAAAGAUCAAAAAUAUUAAGGAAAUCAACGUCGCUUUUUUACCAUAUGAAAGCCAGGUAUUCACACUGGAUUCUCCGGAUACAUUUCAAAUCAUGUACUCACCGUAUUUGGCCACAGCUCGAUUUGCACACAUGGAACGGAUUGCUGAACAAGUGGCUACAUUGUGUGCUACAUUGGGUGAAUAUCCAUCUGUGCGUUAUAGAAGCGCUUGUGAGCGUAACGUGGAGUUGUCAACAUUGAUCCAACAGAAACUCGAUGUAUAUAAAGCAGAUGAUCCAACAAUUGGAGAAGGCCUUGAAAAGGCUCGAUCACAGCUCAUUAUAUUGGAUCGUGGUUUCGAUUGUAUCUCACCCAUUCUUCAUGAGCUAACGCUUCAGGCGAUGGCUUACGAUUUGCUUCCAAUCACAAAUGAUGUAUAUCGCUAUUUUCCGUCUCCAAAUUCCAUUGAAAAAGAGGUUUUACUAGAUGAAAAUGAUGAAUUAUGGGUCGAAUUACGCCAUCAACAUAUUGCCGUUGUAAGCACUCUUGUAACGCAAAAUCUGAAGCGAUUCACUGAUUCAAAGCGCAUGAACCAAGGCGACAAACAGACAAUACGUGAUUUAUCGCUUUUGAUCAAGAAGAUGCCACAAUAUCAAAAGGAAUUAUCAAAAUAUUCAACACAUUUGCAUUUGGCUGAAGAUUGUAUGAAAGCAUAUCAAGGCUAUGUGGACAGUUUGUGCAAAGUGGAACAGGAUCUUGCGAUGGGUACCGAUUGCGAGGGCGAAAAAGUAAAAGAUCACAUGAAAAAUAUUAUAAACAUCAUACUGGACACGAAUAUAUCGAGCUACGAUAAGAUACGUAUAAUUGCAUUAUAUGCAAUGAUAAAGAACGGAAUUUCUGAUGAAAGUCUCAAUAAAUUGUUUACACAUGCUCAGAUUAAUUUACGAGAUCAAGAUAUGGUCCGAAAUCUAAGCUACCUCGGAAUAAAUGUUGUAACUGAUGGAAAUCGCAAGAAACCAUAUCAGAUUCCCAGAAAAAAUCGUGUUACCGAACAAACAUAUCAGAUGUCCAGAUGGACGCCUGUUCUAAAAGAUAUCAUUGAAGAUAGCAUAGACGAUAAAUUGGAUCAAAGGCAUUUCCCAUUUUUGGCUGGUCGUGCACAAAGCAGCACGUACCAUGCACCGAUAAGCGCACGCUAUGGACAUUGGCAUAAGGACAAAGGACAAACGACGGUGAAAAACGUACCACGUUUAAUUGUAUUUAUCGUUGGUGGCAUAAGCUACUCAGAAAUGCGAUGUGCAUAUGAAGUAACUGCUGCCAAAUCUGGAUGGGAAGCUAUUGUUGGAGCAAGUCAUAUUUUAACUCCUUCGGGAUUUUUGGGAGACAUUGCAUCACUAUCCAAAGAUAACUAGAUGCAAAAAUUAACAAUUUCAAAACAUGCACAAACCAAAGAAUGUUGGCUUUAUACAGUAUAUUAAUUUAUUGAGUAUCCAAAAAUUUAUUGAGUGUAUAGUAACCAUUUUUGUGUUCUGAUCUUAUGAGACUUAUAUAUUUAUGUUGAACAUUAACAAAUAGUAUAUUUAUUAUUUAUAGUAUUGAUGAAUCAACUUUAUUGUAGUGGACAAUUAUUGUCAAUCAAACUCUUUUGAAAAUCGUAUAUCAGAUUCUUUAUGUAAACAUUUUAAAUCAAAGUCAUUCAAAUCAAAUGGAAUAUAAUUGCGAAAGUACUUUGAAAAAUACAUAAUAUCAAAUUAUGGUAUUUCUAUACAUUUAAGGUCCUAUUGUAAAAUCAACACUGAUCUAUUUAAUCGCUCAAUUGAGCAUCAAAAAAAGACUAACUGAAUAAUUGUGGUGCCAACUUUUACAAUCGAUAAAAAAAUUACUGAUUUUAUCUACCUCAUUGUCUAAUAUACAGUACAAAUUAGAACCAAAUAUUGAUGGAUUUGAAAAUGUCGAUUUGGAAUUUUCAGCAGAAGCUUUUUUAACGAACGGGCACAACAACAUUGUUUUUGUCAAAUUAAAUUUAUUAAAUAAAAAGUUGACAAUGGAUCUAAGUAAAUAUAUAUUGUCAUUUUUGCCACA
This is a messenger RNA of Contarinia nasturtii (swede midge), 2549 nucleotides long. RefSeq names its product protein ROP-like. Gene Ontology annotation, molecular function: syntaxin binding. Gene Ontology annotation, cellular component: plasma membrane; secretory granule. Gene Ontology annotation, biological process: neurotransmitter secretion; vesicle-mediated transport; intracellular protein transport. The transcript is spliced from 16 exons. NCBI's taxonomy places the organism in Eukaryota, Metazoa, Arthropoda, Insecta, Diptera, Cecidomyiidae. Bases 101 to 1879 code for a protein of 592 amino acids. The record is from RefSeq and is a predicted model, not a curated record.